Messenger RNA from Theobroma umbraticum, 778 nucleotides. RefSeq lists its product as uncharacterized. NCBI's taxonomy places the organism in Eukaryota, Viridiplantae, Streptophyta, Magnoliopsida, Malvales, Malvaceae. The record is from RefSeq and is a predicted model, not a curated record.
GGUGAAAUAUUCCCUCUUGCAAAAUUUGGACUACAUGACAAAAGUUCCAAGGACACAGCCCACCAAAUAAUGCUUGCUACUAUAACAUUUUAUGAAUCCUACCAUACAUCAUUCAAUUUACUCCUCAAAAAACUCUGAAUCACUCUACUGAUUCAAGACAGAAAUCUUCAUCUCCUCCAUGGCUGCAGCCCCCAGAUCAAGAAGUUCAACUUUCACUCCCUCGGAGCAAUGGCUUCUAAUGACAGCUACUAUUUUGGUUUGUGGGUUCUUGGGAUAUGUGGUUUAUGAUGCAAUAAUGGCCACAGCAUCUGAGUUGCUGCAGCGUUUACUGGUAAUCUCGCCUUUGCUUCUGGUUGUUGUGGUUCACUGGCUGUCUACAGGGAGUACUCUUAACUUCCCUAUGCCAGGGUCAGAGCCUGGUGCCAUCCAUCGAGCUGGUGGCUCACCAUGGGGUGUGGCCUCUGUGUUGCUGCUUCUUUUCUUCCUCAUAUGUUAUCAGCCUUCCUUCCAUGACCUUAUCUUUUAGUCCAUGUAUUACUAAUCAUGCUUAGAAAUAUGUAGUAGUUUUUCGAGUUUGGAAAGUAAUGGAGUUCUGCUUAGACCGGUUUAAGUUAAGUCACUGUUAAUCUUCUGUGGAAAAUGAAGUUCGGAUAGAAUUAAUCAGCUACAAUGUCUGACCUUUGCUCUGUAAAUUGUAAUGUCGGCAUGCUUAAUGUUAUGAAGUAACUUGAAUGCUUUGUAUGAAUUAAACUCUAUUCCUGCUUCGCACUUUGCCGCA